Coccinella septempunctata (seven-spotted ladybird) is the source of this 467-nucleotide messenger RNA. RefSeq names its product ejaculatory bulb-specific protein 3-like. The record is from RefSeq and is a predicted model, not a curated record. The transcript is spliced from 2 exons. The coding region runs from base 27 to 419 and encodes 130 amino acids. NCBI's taxonomy places the organism in Eukaryota, Metazoa, Arthropoda, Insecta, Coleoptera, Coccinellidae.
UUAAUCCGUCGAAACAUUUUAUCAACAUGAAGUUCUUCGUCAUUUUUGCAGCCGUUGCCGUUGCUUGUGUCUUAGGGGGUGACGUAUACGAUACCUCGAGAUUCGACAAUGUUGAUAUUGACGCCAUAAUUAAAAAUGAACGUUUACUGCAGAACCACUUCAACUGCUUUCUGGAAGGAAAAGGGUGCACACCAGAAGCUGAGGAAAUCAGAAAACAUAUUCCUGAAAUAAUGGAAACCUGCUGUGCCAAGUGUUCAGACAAACAGAAGGAGAAUGGCAAGAAAAUGACAGAAUUCUUGAUCAAGAAUAAACCAGAAAUGGUUAAGCAGAUGCUGGACAAAUACGACCCCGACAGAAAAUAUCUGGAAAAAUGCGCCGAUCACCUUAAAUCCCAAGGAAUCGAUCUGAGCAGUUUCUGAUAAGGAUGUGUCGUGUGAUAUCUGAACGAAAUAAAGUUUGUUGUUUUA